CAAGAAGAGGGCAGGGGCCGCCCGCGUUCAUCCGCAUCUCCUGCUGACGGCACAGUGCCCGUUUCUGCAACCGCGCCUCCAGCAGCGUCAUCCUCAGCUAGAACUGAAGGAGAGAUAAAAGAUGUUCCGGCAGCACCAGAAAGCGAUGAAGUGAAAGGAGAUCCAAAUGUCCGUGUUUCUAUUGCAGAAGCAGAUGCAGAUAUUAGCAAGGAGAAGGACGUCGAGAAGGCUGCCGCUGCUGUGAACGACCUGCCACCAGCAGAAGAGGCGGCCCUCGUGCCUUCGCCUCCCGUAGAUGGCAAUGUUGGCUCGUCAACGCAAAUGAAUUUGGAUCCCAUAGAAAGUCAAGCCGCAGUACUUGCGGAGACUACCACAACACGACCAGGAGGUGGCGUUGACAGUUCCGUCAACGACGUUCCAGGAGGCGAAGAAGAAGAUCAACCAAGUCCUUCCGCGGUCCUCGAGGAGGAGAAACAAGAAGCGGGCGUCGAGAGAAAAAACUCGGGUCGUCCUCGCGAUAGUUGCGUAGUUGCAGAUGGAAAUACGAAAGAAACGGACGACGUCGAAGGCACAUCAGCCGCAGUGGUCGACGUACUUGCGCCGCCUGAAGCGUUCGAGAAAGAGGAAGACGCAGGUUCUGCCGGGAGGACGAAAACGGAUCAUGAAGGAGCCCCAUUAAUUGGCGAGAAGACCGCACCUGCAACGUCUUCUCCUAGCACUACCUCAAGUUGUGCCGGUACUAAUUUGCCAAAAUUUGGGGCGGAGAAGAAAGAACGCAGAAGCAGUACAGACGCUUCUGCAGCUCCGCAGGAUGUUGAUGCGGUAGUUUCACCUAUAGUUCCACCUGUUGGAACGACUACUACAGGCGCUCCCGACUGCGGAGGAGCCGUUACCGCUCCCGUCGUGGCUGAUAGAGCGGCCUCAUCAACUGCCUGUGUUUCGAAGGAAAGGAGCCCAACUGCUCAUGGUCCAGCGAUUACGCCACACCAGAGAACUUCUCAAUCUGCUUCUGCUGCAAGUAGGUCCUCUUCUCCGUCUAGUGGACGACCAGAUGUAGAAGUUGCAGCACCAGCAGCUGCGCCAACGACUCAGACUCCGCCGACUACAACUCCUGCACGAGAGGACAUCAAAGCUCCCGCCUCCGUUUCAUCCUCCGCAUCUUGUUCCUCAACGCCAGCCGUGAAGGCAGGUACUGCUGCUGCUUCGUCGUCAACUACCAAACACCUCGAGUCCUCUGGUGGCACAGGGGACGCAGCGGCCGCUGCAGCAAAUGGAAGUCCUACCGUGCAGCUGCAGGGGACAAGCAGCGCUGGCGCACGGUCGUACCCUCAAGGGAGUAGGACUACAUUGGUUGAAGAGGCUGCAGUUGGCGAAAGCAUCGCGCAAGAUCAACAUCUGAAGACAGCUCCGUCCAGCGCGAACCAAGAUUCUGGAGCGGAUGUUUGUGCCGGACCGGCGGCUGCUAGAAUCACGGGCAGACAGUCUGUUCCCGAAUCAUCAGCGUUAUCGUCCGCAUCGCGUUCCGCUGCUCUUCUAGACGAAGCAGGAAAUAGUCGCGCUGAAGAAAGCUGCACGGGAGCCAGUAGCCGUACCGUUUUUAUCCAGCCAUCCCGCCCGCCCGGUCCCGUAACCUUUGAACUGUGCAACGAUGGGCUGCGCCUACCGGGAAACCACGACGAGGAGGUAGAUGGCAAAAACCUCGCUGUAUCGAAUCGAAGAUCAUUGGGAGGAGCGCAUGUGCCGCUACUCACGACUUCGCCGCCUCCGGCACGAGCUUCAACAGGUCACAGAGGAGCUCCUUCGGCACGACCACUGCCUCCCGAGGACUGCGCCGGCCUUCCUGUUUCAUCACUAUCCGACGAUAACGUGUGCCAGCUCCGGUUGGGAAUCAAUUGCAGUACGCGGGGGCUUUUCUUGUUCCUGGGCCUGGAAACGUUAUUACCCUACAACAUCACCUUGAUUCUCUUGCCGUUUUUGUGUCACAAAGUCUUCCGCAACACGGACGAUUUGGGGGAAGAGUUGCUCUUCCUCUUCGGCGUGAUCAGUGGCUUCGCCAUGCUGUUCGGCAGUUGCGUCACGAUCUUACUGCAGGGGUGGGAGUGGAAGGGGCCGACACACGGAGGAGCGACCAAGCGGUGGACAAGCGGCGAAGGCGAUGCUGGACAUCUAUCUAGUGGUCGUGCAGGAGGACCCACCGCCCACGGAAGGAACAAUGGCAGCGGUGAAGACGUUGUUGACUUGGAAGUCCUUCCGAAACCUCGGUCUACCUGCGUGGUCGUUCCAGAGGAGAUCAACUGGGAGGUGGAUGAAGUAGGUGCAGUACUACCUCCAGCUUCCGGCGUAGUUUCUCGUGCAAUAAAACCAAAAUCCGAACGCGAUUCGUCCUUGUCCGAGCAGACUUUUUUCUCAUCUGCGGCCAUUGACGAACAGAAAAGGAAGAAGACCAGCGUGAUUCUUCGCGCGGCAGAACAGCAGGUAGAGGUACCGCCACAAGGUCGUGGGCCGGAAGUGCAAAUAAGUGCGACAACCAGCUCUGGCUCGAGCUCCUCAAGUUGUGCUACCACGGGUGACGGAGCUGCGGCCACUGCGUCGUCUUCGAGUAAAGAAUGGUCUGGCGUGUCGUCCUCGUCGUCGGCUUCCUCCUCCUCGAGCAGCUCUUCUGCGUCGAAAUCCACUUCGGACACAGAGGCCUCGGGGGCUUUGCGCGGACACAGAAACAGUAAAACAAGACAACGCACUGGCGAAGAAGAAGCUGCUGCCGGAUCGAUGAUUGAGUUGCAGGCCACGCCGCCACGGCGCAGGGUGAGUGGGGAUCGAGAUGAAGAACAAGUGUUCGCCGAAGGUGUAACUUGUGAGGUCGUCGAUGUACUGCAAGUGGUAGAGCACGACGAGCACGGGAGCAAGGCUCCUGCUGAGCCAUCUUCAGCAAAAGAAGGUGUUGGCGCUGUCAAUGAUACUGAGGAUCAAGCCAGUCCAACAAGAAAGCCGAACAAGGGCGCUACCACCCUUCCCCAGCGGCUUCAGCCACCGCUACCCCGCCAAACGCAGGCCGGGACACCCGCGAAAAUGAAGCGGAGAAAGCGGAGGAGCAGAAGGCCUCCAACUGCAGCUGCCGUGGGCGGGCACCAGGGGCUUGCUGGUCAAGAGGCUGCCGGUGGUUUUACAGAGGAUGAGCAGAGGACAGCGGGGAUGAAAGAUGAACCCGACACGAGAAAUGAAUCAGCGAAGAUGAGCAAGCGCCUUCUUUCAGCUACUGACGGUGACGACCGCACUCCUCGACCGUGCACGCCACAACAGCAAGAUGAAUGCAGUGACGCCUCCGAAGAUGAGUCUUCUGAAGAUUGUUCUUCGCCGGAGGUGGAUUUACAAGCCGACUUUGGUCGGGAAGUAGAGGUAAAAAAUUCUCAUCCGCCUGUCGUCAACAUUGCAGCUUCCGCCAGUCCGCAUGGGAGCCGCACUAGUAGAGUGACUGACGUUGUUCCCCUUCGCGGCGCCAGGGGAGACGUCGACCUCGAUGGCGUUGCCGAGCGGAAUAAUAAAAUGCUGGAGCCCCCUAGUGCGGACCUUCACACGGCCUCGGAGCAGGACCACGUGAUUUCGUUUGGGGAUCAGUUCCAGGAAGAAAGAAUGACCACAGUUCGUCGUGCCGCUCCUUCACCUUCCCCCCGAGAAAUUAAAACUUUCGCCCUCCCCCCGUCCCUCAAGUCCCGCAUGUUUUCCAGCAAAUCCUUCUGGCGCGACCUUUUCACGUCGUUCGAACUGCGCUGGUACGGCAGCCUGUACGGAAUGUGCGUUUCGCUGAUCUGUCUCCUCGUCGCGAUCGCGCUCCGGUCCUUCACCUUGACCGUUGUUUGUCUGUUGUUCUGCAACUUCUUCGGGUCAGUCUUCUGCACCCAGAUCGUGGGUUUGUCCGCGGGACUCGGCGCCGUGGAGGUGCUGGUCGCGACCAGCACGGGACAGGGGCUGGCCGGCUUGGUCGGCGGCUCUCUGUCCUUCAUCCCGCUGAGCAAGGUGCUCACGUUCAUCUACUUGCUGCUUUUGGCUUUCGUGCUGUGGCUGUCCUGCCACGGCCUGUAUCUGGUGUUCAAGAAGCAGCCGCAUUUGAAGAUAUCAGAUGCAAAAAUAUCUGGGUCUGGAAGAAUGCACGUUUGUCAUGCUUGUUUCGCAUGACUCCUAUAUCUGUCAUGCACAGUACCCAAGAGACCCAUUUUUCUGUCGUGUAGAAACGCAGUCUGUCAUGGAGAAUAGGCAACACCUAGAAGCUCAGAAACUUGUCAUGCUGAGCCAGCACUUGUGGCCUCCUGAUGAUACGCCACCCAGCAUCACAAGUUUCCAGACCCAGACACUUUUGCAAUUCAUAGAAGAACCUGGUGCACAAAAACGGAUUGCAGUAUUUCGGGCAACGGGAAGGAAUUCGAAAAAUUACAGGAGAUCUGCGAGCAGGGAGUGGAAGAAAUCACGGUCAGCAAGAAAAGACAACUGAUCAUGAUGUUCAGGAUGGUACCCCACAACAAGUGGAAGAUGGUCAUUUAGAACCUCACAGCACCGUCCAGAGUGGGGCGCUCGUUAUGGCUGAUCUUCAUCGAGAGGAAGCAGAUGCUGAACAGGCUUUUAGUGAAAUAGAAGACAGUUAUAGCACGCCAGACGAGGAAGAAGAGCGACGUUAUAACUUAGUCGCCCAAGAAGAAACCUCUCUCCUCCGAACCGUCUGGCCGCGGAUUCGGAGCUACCAAUUCUCGCUGUUUCUUUGCUACGUCACAACCUUCGCGCUGUUUCCCGGACCGCUCGUGCAACUCUUAUGCAUUGCAAAAGCAUCUUCGUACUCGUACAAAUGCAUGAGAAAUUUCCUCAGCGUGAGAAAUAAAAUCUGUAAUGCGGAUUUACCUUACGAAAAAAAUUUGUAAUGCAAGACUUGCAUUUAUACGAGUGCGAUACUUUUACACAGGAUAACUCUGCCCGAAGGACGAUUUUCUCGGUCAAUUACUAAUCGGCACCUUUCAGAUAUCAAAGAAAAAAACGCUGUUAGUGUAAAUUUGUGAUGCGCAGCAUGCAAAUUGAUUGCGUCUGUCAUGCUUGUCAUGCCAUGUAGGUUCCAUCAAAGACCGUUUUCACGUACAAUCUGCGCAUGACAGGUUUCUGCUGUCAUGCCAGACAGAUUUGUAAUGCUGUUCCUCCAAAAAAGUUACACCUACAAUGUUUUUUUCUUGGAUAUCAGAUCUUCGACGUGGUGGGGCGGAAAAGCCCGGAUGUGGAGUUCCUGCGCACCACCCGGAAAAAACCCAUUGCGGUUUUGUCGGUCUUGAGGAUUGCCUUCAUCCCGCUGCUUUUACUCCUCGCGCAGAACGAAGAAAACGUGGGGCUGCCUUGGAAAUUUGUACUUUUUUUUACGGGUUUUUCCCGUCGAAUUCGGAAAAUAACGGGAAUCAGAUUCAUUUUGUUGCAUUGAUUUGGGGAGAUUCUUUCGUACAUGUAAAAGACACGGCAUUAUCAAGUUCAAACCUGUAUUAAGCUUUUUUGUUGUUGUGAUGUUCAACUUCAAUGCACCACACAGUUUCUCGCCGGUGUUUUCGCAGUGACCAACGGCUACUAUCCUGUGCAAAAGUAUUGUACUCGUACUAAUUGCAGAUAUGCAUGACAAAUCCAACUCUCUACCUGAAAUAGCAUGACAAAUUGCAUUUUUGUUCUUGGAAAAAUUUGUAAUGCAAUUUAUACUAGUACCACGAUACUUUUGCAGUGCAUAGCUACCUGUCCACAACGAUCUUCCUCCAAGCCACCAACACGCAGACGAGUACAAAAGCGAAGGAGAUGGUCGGGCAAAUCACGAACUUUUCUGUCACCUUCGGGAUUCUGCUCGGGGGUUGUGUGGGCUAUUUGCUGCAGGCUUUUUUCCGCGAAACGGUCACCAUGAUCGACUACUACAUGCACACCGGGAUUGCCUACUGAGUCGCGGUCGGUGGGUGAUGCCACCAAUCAAGAUGCGGAGGAGCCGCGAGUCAAGUCUUACAUGCAGUUUUAGAUCACCUCCUCCAGGACCAGCGGCAUCCGCUUCAUCGGACGAUUUCACGCUUACCAGCGGUCGGUGACUGUGCGUGGUGCUGGUGCCGCACGACUUCCUUUUCGACGAAAAUCAAAAUAUGAUGAUUUCCAGCUACACCGAAUGAAUUCUCUGGGUCUUCUUGAACUUUGUGCGCUAUUUUAAUUCGUAGACCGCACCAGGAGAACUCGAGAAAACAGCCUUCACAAAUGACAAAACUUCUGAGGCCGCUCUGCGGAUAGUUGUUUGUUACUUAAUUUUUCGUCUUUUUCGACGACCGAUGCCGACCACGACAAGCCUUGAUAUGGAUCAUGUAAUCCUGGUCGUCGGAGUCCUCGUUGCCGAAGAGGCACAAAAUGAACCACGAAAGUGAAUAAACGUGAACUACUAUCGCGACUUCUAGACCAGGUGGGAGCUGCAUGUCCCUCACCAAAUCAAAUUUUGAGUGGUUUCUAACGUACUAGCGGCUGUGACUUUAAGCUCGUUAGAUAUACAUGUGCUGCACGACAGACCAAGGACCAUAUUGCUUCGCGUUCACGAGAGUGAAGCUGAAGUUUUUCGUCGCAAUAUUAGGUGCUCGGCGGCACAUCUACCUCAAAGAUCAAUCUAUUAACACAUUCAAGAAAGAAAUGAGUUGCUCGGCCAAUCGUUUUUGUGAUUGUGAUUGUGAAGUUCCGAACCCGAAAAUCUGAGCAAAAGAGCAGAAUUGCAGUAUAUCAAAACAAACACCGAU
Amoebophrya sp. A120 is the source of this 6767-nucleotide messenger RNA. Lineage: Eukaryota; Dinophyceae; Syndiniales; Amoebophryaceae. The record is from the annotation of a GenBank genome assembly.